Molecule: messenger RNA, 447 nt
Organism: Lichtheimia ornata
Lineage: Eukaryota; Fungi; Mucoromycota; Mucoromycetes; Mucorales; Lichtheimiaceae
Exons: 3
Coding region: 1-447 (148 amino acids)
Source: RefSeq, a predicted model, not a curated record
AUGCAAUUGUCCAAAGCCUUCCUCUUGUCAGCCGUCCUUGUCCUUGCCCUUAUCCAAACCGCUUAUGCUAGUGUGUACUCGCAAUUGCACUUUAUGAAGGUCAUCGAGCCCAAGGAUGGUCAAGACAUUAGAGCUGGUGAAAAGCUCAGAGUUAAAUACUCCAUGCAACCUCUUAUUGAUGAGCAAACCGCUAUGGGCAGAGCAUUGAAGUUGGAUAUCAACUUCCAUCGCAGAACCGGUAACCAAAAGCAACAACAAAUCGGUGCCAUCCACAAGAGCUGCCCUGUCACUGCCAAGAACGACAAGUACGUUGUCCACACCAAGGAAUGGACCAUCCCCAAGAACACCAAGCCCGGAUCUUACGCUGUUGACUUUGUCGAACUUGUCCAAUUCAGACGCACUCAAAUCACCGCCACCGAGACCAUCAAGGUCAACGUUGUCGAUUAG